AUGCGGGAUAGACGGCGCAAUGCUAAUUCUUCUACUGAAGUUGAAAAUCGCACUAAUCUACUUAGAGGAUUUAAGAACUUUAUGACUCCUAAAGAAAAGGACUUUGUUGCUUUCCUUUUUGAGCGUACUAAUAAGAAAAGAGAGGCCCAAACGCCUGAUUUUUAUCUACCUACUAAUUCGGCAAUUAGUAAUGACGUCAUCAGCGACACAAAUAAUACUAUAAAUGGUAUAAAUAUAAGUAGUAGUGGUAUAAGUACUGGUGAUAUAAAUAGUAGUUUAAGCAAUAAUGCAAGUAGUAGCAACGUAAGUACUGUAAGUGGGGAGAAGAAUGCGAAGCCGUUCUUUGAAGGGGCUUUAGGGAAGGCAAUUAGAAAGUCUAGUAAGAAAGGGACUUUGGUGGUUGAGAAGUCCGAUCGGGUAUUUAUGGUGAAGAAGAAGAUUCAGUCCCGGGCUAAAAUAGAAGAGAUUUACGAUGUAUUGCAUAGAUCGGAAGUUCUUGGGGUGGCUGGGAAGAGUUUAGAUGGUUUAGAUAGUAGUAAACUAGUGAUUGAGCUGCUUGGGGAGAUAAAGGAAGAUUUAUUUAACUUAGAUAAGGGGGUGAGUUUAGUACGACGGUUGGUUGGUAAAGAAGCAUCUGGGAAUGAGAAUGGAGCGAAUAGUGAGGCGUAUGGUCGAGCAAUUGUGCUUAUUUUGUUUGAGCGGCUGGUUUAUGUGGCGGCUAAUCCGGAAUUUUGUCAGUUGUUGCCGGCUCUAGUGCCUUAUAUGCGCCGUAAUCCGCGGGACUGGCAAGGACGUUUGAACGGCUUAGCUGGUCCGAUUUUAGGAAAUACAGCUGGAGUACUGGUGGGAUGUUUGGUCUUUUUGAUCUUGAAAGAGAAAGAUGAGAAGCAGUACCAACGCUUAGCUAAUGACGUUCUUCUCUUGUUAACUCCGUCUACUUUAAACCGGCUCUUUUUAGGAAGUAUUGCCGUUCAUUUAGUUUGGCAGUUAUUAGUAGCUAUGAUUAAAGGUGUAAGCACGGCCGAGGCAGCCGCACUCAGAAAGAAGUUAGAGCCAGAAAUAGCUCGGGGGCUAAAAAGCAGGUCGCCCGCUCUAGUAGAUAGUAUUAGGACCUUUUUGAAACGAUGCCCGCCGUGUAAAGAACAAUAA
This is a messenger RNA of Nematocida homosporus, 1149 nucleotides long. RefSeq lists its product as uncharacterized. Bases 1 to 1149 code for a protein of 382 amino acids. NCBI's taxonomy places the organism in Eukaryota, Fungi, Microsporidia. The record is from RefSeq and is a predicted model, not a curated record. The transcript has a single exon.